UGUUUCUGAUGUAGCCUUAGAGGCUUACCUCACUGAUUAUUUUAGAACGCAAGCAGACAGAAAUAAGACUCAGAUGUAUUGGAAUGAGUAACGUGAGAUGUUUCCAGAAACCAUGAUAGCAGAUGGCAACAAGAACAGAAGAUGCACCAGACUGACGGCUGCGUUCUUGAAUAGAACAAGGUCUUACUAUGCUCUUAUUGAGGAAGACAGGGUAAAUGAUGGCUUCAGAAUCACGAUGAAUGGAGAUCAGGGCUUUCAUGCAAUGGAUAUUGAUCCGCCCCCGAGUGAGGAUGAUGAAGACCACAAUGAUGAUCAAUCUGAGGAAGAGGAGAAUCAUGCAGAUCCUGAUGGUCCAGAGGAUCCUGACAAUGGACCGCCAGAUGAUAACCUGGAGGAGGAUCAAGAGGAUAUGGAGGUAGAGAACAGAUUUGGUAAUGGAGCUAUCAAUGAGGGAGGCCCUCAGGAGAAUGGUUUCCAUGAAGGAUCAGCAAACUCCACACCGCCAGGUUCUGUGGCUAGAGGUAACUCACCUAACAGUGUGCUCUCAUUUCCUUCUUUUACUGUUUUACAUGAUGUUCAAGAUAUGUUGCAUGUUCACAACCUGCUAGUCCUUGCACAGUCAACCGUUUCACUGACAAGUAACCGGUCAAUCUCUGAGGAACAAUCUCAGGACAUUAAUGCUUGGGACAAUUUUGUUCAUGUUAUUUCAUCUGUUGAGCCUACUAUAUUAGAUAGUAGUUUACUUUCUGGUAAUUCAAAUGUACUGUCAAGGGAGGAACCCAGGGUCGAUGUACUGUCUCCUGAUAUAGGGGAUUUAGUUGUUACAGAUCAGGGUAGCCAGCUCAAUACAAGUACCAUGACUAACCUCCCUGCGUGGUGGAGAUCAUGGGGCUUUUUUUGUAAUGCUAAGACGAGUCUAGUUCAGGAAGAUCAUGACAUAGAUUUGGAAUCGGAGAAUGUAAUGGUGGUUAGAGAAGUUAUUGCAGAGAGUCUUGCAACCCCAGAGAUGGAAGAGGGGGACGCUCAGUUUCAAUUGGGAGAACAGGCAGCACAGUACUUCAGUCGGCUGCUAGUAGCUGGGGAGGAAGUCAACAGCAGGGAAAAGGCCAUUAUUCUGUCUUGGCCACAAUUGAGGGGCAUGCCUGAGCAAGGAGUGCCUAGACUCACAGAAUACUGUCAUCACACCCCUAGCACUAAUCAGAGUAAGACAAAUCAAGUACCAAGGAAUUUGGCAAGAAGGACCUUCAAGAGGAAAGGAAUGAGUCUUACAGCCAGGCAAGCACAACAGCAAAGAGGACGGCAAAUGCAAAAGUAUCAGCUGGAGCUAAGAACAAAUGGUACACUGCAACCAGUUCACUUCAACAUGGCACAAUCUCAACAACCUCACAGGACCUUAGAUCGUUUAAAAAGAUGGAAGAGACAGGUGGCUUUGGACAAAUUGAAGGUGAGCAGUGAUCUGCUAGUAGGCAAUGAGGCCAAGGACACUAGUAUCAUGGCCAAACGUCCAAGAGAAGUGACAGCAGGGAGUGCACAUCAACUGGCAAGGAAAGCUCAAUGCCUGGAAGGGCACAUAGGAGGCCUUUACCUAUGGCCAAUUUGAUCUCUUUUUUUGAUAACCAAUUGACUAUGCAGGAAGCACAGGAAGAACUGAAAGGAUUUGCGGCGGUUGAUCCAGAACAACUGCCUAUGUUUUCAUGAGAAUCCUCAGUUGGAAUUGUCGGGGCAUGAACAGUGGCCCCACUCAGCAAGUACUAUGUAAAUUAAUGAGACAAUAUAACCCUAGUAUGUUAUUUUUGAUGGAAACUAAGAUGAAUGCUAGUAGUAUGGUUAAAUGGCAGCAGGGGACUAGAUAUAGGCACCUCAUUUCGGUGGAUCCAUUGAGCACCAGGGGAGGAUUAGCCUUAUUUUGGGUACAUGGCAUCUCUCUAACCUUGCUGGCCAAAAAUAAAAAUGUAAUAGCAGUGAAAGUAGUAGAAGUCAGGGCUAGAAUGGGUG
Oldenlandia corymbosa var. corymbosa is the source of this 1995-nucleotide messenger RNA. The record is from the annotation of a GenBank genome assembly. Lineage: Eukaryota; Viridiplantae; Streptophyta; Magnoliopsida; Gentianales; Rubiaceae.